AGUUUGCUCAGAGUCACUGUCGGGGACGGGUCCAUGCGCGUCCUUGCUCCGGUGCUCGUGUUUUCGACAGCAGGCACAACUCAGUUGCAGCAGUAUUUUGGCUUGGCAUCAGAGUGACAGCAGGCAAAUAUCAGUUAGCGAAACCUAAUUGAACCGCGUUGUGGAUUAAAAGCGUACGUACGUACAUGCGUCUGUAUGUACACUCAUAAAUCGUUCGAACUGUUUAAACCUAACGCAGCGCCAGAAGCAUUAACAACAGAAAAGCAUUUACAGCUACCCAUUUCUGCCAGAUAAAGCAAUCCAGGGUGAAAAAAGGAUUAAAUAAUCGAUAGCGUUAAAAAGAGAGGAGGUAGAAGAAAAACCUUUAACGACGUACGCCAGCGUCCAGCUACAGUGAGACGAAAGUGUGUUCUAUAAAGCUAAGCUAAUUUUAAUUUCCGUUUCUUCUAAAAGAAAAUUAUGUGCGAUCGUGGCGGUUAGUGUGGUGUGCGCAGGCAUGAAAGAAUGAAAACCAGAGCAGAGAAUCAGUGUGCGGAAAAUAGUGGAAAAAUUGGAAGUGAAAGAAAAUUAUAAAAAGUGAGAGUGUGUUUGGGCAAAUGGUGGUGCAGAGAGUGUGUGAAGGAAGGCAAGCGAAAAAAGAAAGUAAAAAGUAUCUAAGUAAUUUGUGUGCCCAGUUUUUAAAGUAUGCAAAAAGUGUACAGAAAGUAAGAGGGAAAAGCUGAAGCGAGCUGAAGGAAAACAAAACCGCGAAAAGAGGGGGAAAAAAUGCAAGCAAGCAUAAGUUCCUCCCGGUGCGUAACGCAGUUUUAAGUUUUUUUGUUGUUCGCCCUUUCCCGCAAGUUAUUUCGUGUUGCGAGUGUGUGGAAUCAGAGCAGAUGACGAUGUCAUUCUAGUACGAGCUAAAGGGAGGAAAAAAGAGGGCUGCCCCAAGUUCACCAAAUUCCUGCGUCGGCGAACCCCCACAGUAUCAGUGGAGUAGUAGCUUCGUAUCGAUUGGGAUCCUGUGUAGCAGAACGUGGCAAAAAGUGCAUGAGAAAGUGAGGUCGGUGAAGGCUGCACUGGCGAGAGGAAAGCUUCUCUUUCUCUCUCCAGCUUGCAGCAUAGGAAAAGCGGCAGCGAGUGGCCGCCACCCACCACCACCCAACUCCUCCCGGGGAAUGGGUUGUGCUGCUCCUUCCCAAGAAGCUUCCAGCGUGCGUGCCCGGGAAAGGAAGAGAAAAUUAAUCUAAAUUCUCGCGGCGAAGAAAAGUUCUUACCGCCAGCAGGAAGCAAGGGCCAGUAUCGGCAACGUCAAACCGGCCAAAGGCAUGGAUUACGAGGUGUUGCUAUUGCUGUUGCUAGCAUAAGGAAAAGCGAGAGCUCCUGAACGCCAGAGGAGGAGUUUACCAGCGCCCCACACAGGGACGAGAGGAGGAGGGACGGCUUAUUUUCCUCAUCCAGACUUUCCCGACGUUCCCGAGUGUCAAAAAAGUAAGCGGUAUCGGUCGGAGCGUUAGACAAUUUGACUCAUCCACCGCCCAAACACAGCGAGACAACGAUGGUGUCGACGUCUGGCGGCUAGUAGCGGCAAUCAUGCAUCAGCAGCAGCAGGGGCAGCACCAAGCUCAACGACGACGAGGCGAUCGAGGAAGGGGAGGGUGCGUGCAGGAUGGAUGUCGCGUACAGUGCUGCUAGCUCGAAUACUGCACCGAUAGCCGUUUAGCCACAGCAAUUUUGUCGAACCCCCCCCCCCCCCAAUGCAGCAUUAUUCGGCAGGUGGGAGCCACAGAUCGCAGGAGAAUCGACGCAGCCGUAGACGACGCGGACGCAAAAAGGAGCAGACAGGAUCGCGCUUCGUACGAUCGCGGCAGAUCAGCUGAACCACGUUCGAGCAUGGCACCCCACACACAGACGGCCGGUGGUGUAGGGGGCAUUACGAUUAAGCAACCAUUUCAACGGCGCCAGUGGCCGUACAACACUGUCAACACGGGCGGUACCGGUGGAGCAGCGACGAACGUUGUGUCCACCAGCACGACUAAUCCCGCCACUAUUGCCGGCACUACGACAGCCGCCGGCAACAGUAAUAGUUUAAGUAGUAAUAGUAAUCAUAGCACCGCCGGAACUAAUGGCAGCGCUACCGGUCCUGCCCAGACGGCAGCAGCAGCAGCAGCAGCAGCAGGUGCGACAGCGUCAGAUCAGCAACAACCGAACGCCACUACCAUCACUGCCUUUGCGACGACGACGCCAUCACAAACGGGCAGCAGCUUCUCCGCCACCAGCACCGCUACUACCAACAACACUGCCACGGCGGCAGCCGCCGUUGCCCUGCUCCGAGUCGCUUCGGGCGGCGCAUCGAGCGGACUGGCCGUGAGUCCUUCGAACAAACUGAAGCGCCUGCAGCCAACGGCGUCGGCGUCAGCGACGGCAGCAUCGACAGCCGCCACCGCGCCCCAGCCACAACCACCUACCACCACCGGUGUUCAAACAGACGGAACUGGAAAAAGCAAUAGUAGCAACAGCAAUACGGGCGGCAAUCACGUCGCCGCCUCUGCCAAACGUGCCCGCCCGAGUCAGGAUGGGGCCAAGAUUGUGUGUAAGUCGGUCGGUACCAAUACGAACGGGCCACCGGCCCUGGUUGCCGUGAACAGCGUCAGCACCACCGGCACGCAGAAAAAGCUGACUCAAAUGGCCAUCGUGGCAGCUAGCUCGGCGUUAAACACCGGCAACCCAAACAACCUCGCGACGAUGGUGGUAAAGUCGGCCGGAGCUGGUGUACCCUUGCCAACGACGACGACUGCGUCCACCACCACUGCCACGAUGCUGACCGCCGCACUGCCGACGGAGCUGGCCAAAGCGAACAAAAUCACCGGGUACUUCAAGUCCCAGCUGAAAACGCCAAACACGUUCAACAGUCUGAAGAAAAGCAUCAAAACUGUCGCUGGGCGUGCGUCAGCGCUGCAUCAACAGAAGCGGAAGCUGCUCGGUGACGGCACGUCCGAUGGCUACCCGGAACUCACGAAUGCCACAAAAUCACCCGAUAACGGGUUGCUGACUACCGGAAUCGGCAGUGUCCCGAAUCCUGCCCCUCUCUCGGAGGCUGACGUGGAGAAGUAUUUGAAGAUGUAUCAGCAGCAAGCGUUGGCUAAAAUGAUCCCGAACGGAUCAUCCUCGUCGUCGUCGUCGACGGCGACGACGACGGCCUUGGAAGCGGUUGCAGUAGCCACGUUGGCUGCAUCCGAGGCAGCCGUAACUGCUGCCACUAGCAGCUCCUCCGGUAUCUCCGUAGCUUCUUCCUCCAGCACAAUCAACAGCAGCAGCAACAGCAACAGCGGCUCUGUCUUGUCGAAGAAGGUAGAGCGCAAAACGGCACGAAUAGCUCCGACCGUGUCCGCGACACGCAAGAUAAGCCAUACGGUGCAGGGUGGCAUCGGGGUAGGAGGCAGCGGUGGUCCAGCCGGACAGACGAAGAAACCGAUCAACAUUGCACCGCGUACGACGACCGUCAGCAGCACGACCGCAGUUUACCAGCACACCAUCGUGGCGGCUCCGGUAGGCGGUCCGGUGGUCAGCAGCAACAAUACCACUGCCAGUGUGCACCAUCAUCAAGCGACAACCACAACCACCACCACGCAAAAGACUGAGCAGCACCCCAUGAUGAUGGGCAAACAAGCACAACCAUCACCACCGGUACUUCUCACUGCCAUACGGCUACCAGGCCCGGCGACUCAACAGCAGUCUCUUCCUAACGUUACCGCUUCUCAGCCGCAACCGGCCACCACAGUCACGCAGGCAUCAGCAGCGGCUGCGGCGGCUGCGGCGGCUGUUGUGCCACAGUUUAAAUCGAUCGUUCCCCAGCAGCAAUGCGCCGCAUCCACUGUUGUCGCCGGUACGACCAAGUCAGUUGUUGGGUCUAAGCUUGGGACGGCGGUCAGUACGGCGGCCGGUACCGCCACCACGAUCGCUCCGACGGCGGCCGUUUUUCAGUUCCACCAUCACCACCAGCUGUCGGGAGGGGGCGCACCCGGCCAGAUACCAAAUCUGGUGCAGAUCUCGAACCUGCUUCCUCUCGCGGCUGCCCAACAGCAAGCCAAACUAACGGGCGGCGCAUCCUUGACACUUGCAACGGCCGCUAGUGCAGCGGCCAUGCAGCAACACCAACAGCAGCAACAACAACAGCAACAGCAACAGCAGCAAGCCUCCUCAGCAGCGGCUGCAGCAGCAUUCGCUUCAGCGCUCGGUUCCGGUACACCGACGGCCACAGCCGCCAACCUGCUAGUCAACGCAAACGGCAUCAACAAUGGUGCGGCUGGGCUGAUUCGUAGCGGUGCAUCGAAUGGCACUACGACGGCAGGCCCCACACCGCAGCUCGUCAUGAACGCCACCUUCAUCAAGAUCCACCAGAUACAGCAGCAGCAAGCGGCGGCAGCCGCCGCUCAGCAAGCCGCCCAACAGCAGCAACAGCUAAUGGCGGCCGCAGCCAGUUCGGUUGCGAAUGCCACCCAACAGCAGCAAAGCUUCACCAUGGAGGCGUCGGCCAUGAACAUGAACUUUAGCGGCAUGUUUGCCUCGAAACCGACGACCACGGUGGUGCCGUACUCGUGUCAACCAGCGUCCGGUCGCCCGACCGCUUACCAGCCCCAAAACGGUGCUCCAACACUGUACCCGGCGACGCUCAACCCGUUCGCCGCCCAGCAGCACCACCCUCAGCAGCAACAGCUGAUCAUGACCCCGACCGGAGGGAUAUUCGUGAACGCAGCCGCCAUUCCGGCAAUGAUCAGCUCGCAGCUGAGUGCAGCAUUCACGCAGGCAACCGCCAACAUUCCCGCACUACAUCCACUGCAGCCGCCCCCGUUGCCACCCUCUUCGCAGGCGGGCAAUACGAGCGGCAACGGUGGCACCACCGGACAGUUACCAAAUAUCACAGCUAUCAUCCAACAGAGCAAUGGCGGGCAGGCUUCCGUGAAUGGCAGCAAUGCUGCUACCUCUCAACAACAGCAACCCCACCACCACCACCACCACCACCAUCACUCGCUGCUGGCAAACAUUUCGCCGGCAAUCCUUUCCAACCUGCAGGUAGCGGCGGCCGCGCUCGCCUCGUCCGGCAACAACGGCACUGGUGUGAGUGCGAACAAGCUUGCCCUCGCACAGGCAACAUCCUCCGCCGCGACUCAGUUUGUGCCGAUCUCGGCUGCAGCACACUACGGCGCAGGAACGACGCUGUAUGCAGCGGCACCCGCUGGCAUGAGCGCAUCGGCCCACGGUAUCGUCACGUCCAUGCAUCACGCGCAACAACAGCAACAGCAAGCAAUCGUCUCGAGCGCGGUGCAAUCGCUCUCGCCGCCACCGCUCGUGGCCACGGUGCCAACGUUCACCACCACCGGCAAACCGAUCAUGAACGCGAUGCUAAACGGCGUCUCGACGGCAGUGUCCACGCCACAGUCUGGGGCACCUUCCGCGACACUGCUAGCGGCGGCCACCAGCACUCCGAAACCGCUGAUCGUCGGUGGCGAACCGCCCGGUUUGGUACCGGUUCAGCUGCCGAAGCAACAGCAGCAAGCCACAUCGGCGGCGACGGCGCUCACGGUACCGCUUCCGAAGCUGGUCCGCUCCUCGGCGCUUGCGGCCCGUAGCAAUGGUUCCACGCAAACGCCCGCCGUCAUUAUACCGCCCAUUGCGCCUACCUCCCCGCCCGCUCUCAAUCCACUAACGCUCGAUUGUGGCAGCAGCAAUGACAGCGGCAUCGUGGCCAACUCGAGCGACAGCGAGGACAAGUCGCUAACGAUCGAUCUCUGCUCACCCGGUUCACCCUCCGACACGUCCUCGGCCAAGAAGGGCGAGGAAGGGGACGAAGACGAGGAAGACGAUCACAUUCACGACGACCAUCAUCAUCAUCAUCAUCAAAGGCGUCAUCAUCUGCAUCAUCUUCGGCACCGUGCGGCGGACAGUGUCAGCGGCAGUAAGGAUGACACACGGACAGCGUCUUCGCGUUCGUCACCGCUCUCUACCUCAUCUUCGGAAGAUUCCGAGGAUCAGCUGAUCGUCGACCAUUCGGUUCCGGCGACGGUGGCCGCCUCCGUGACGGUGUCCCCGUUCCCGCCUCCGCUGCGUCUUCUGUCGGAUGUGGCGGUUGCGGCUGCAGAGGCCGAAGCCGCGCUCAUCAACAGCAGCCAGCACAAUCAGACCGUGGUGGGCCACAAACAUUCGACCAACUCCACCGUGCUGGAGUUGAUUCGGCAAAAGCAUGAGCAACAACAGCAACAGCAGCAGCAGCAGCAGCAGCAGCAGCAGCAGCAGCAGCAACAGGAUGGGGAACGUCAUCCACCGAUGGAGCAGGACGACGAGGAUACCUCGUCCACCGUCAAGCCGGAGGAACAGUCCCAGCAAUCGCCGCAGGAGGCCAUGUCUACCGCGUCGUCUGCUGCGGAUCUGCAGGAAGAUUACAGUGCUGCACCAACUCCUCAAAGCACCAGCUCCUCCGACAGUGCCGCAGCACCGCUUCACCAGCAGCAGCACCAGGAACUGGUGGGACAGGAAGAAGGGGAACCGAAACACCCGGGUCAGCCGUCAAUCGUCGUGUCACGCACCUCCAAUUCUUCUCCCUCUUCCGAUCAGUCCCACCUGUCGCCGCCCAGCAUCGAUACGGAGAUGGUGCUCGCACCGGAAGCGACCUGCGCCAAGAGCCCGAUCCUUUCGCAGCCGAAAACGAUCCGCUUUCCGGCACCGUCCGGUACGGCUCCGCAUCACAACUUUGGUCGCAAGGGUUUCCGCCGGUCGGGCGAUGGCCGGCUGUACGGGGUUUGCUACUGGCGCGAGUGUGAGAGCAAGUUCGACAGCAGCUCGCAGCUGCUCGACCAUCUGCAGCUAGCGCACGUCAACACGCAGAAGGAUCCACCGUACGCGUGUCUGUGGGAUGGCUGCAAGGUACACAACAAGGAGUGCACCAAGUUUAACUGGCUCGAAAAGCACGUCCUGUCGCAUGCCUGCAGCAAACCGCACAAGUGUAUUGUGGCCGGGUGUGGAAUGCGCUUCGCCUCGCAGCCAAUGCUGCUCAAGCACGUCAACAGUCACUUCGCGAACGUGGACAGCAACAGUUCUGGCAAGCGGUCGUCCGAUCCGCCCGUCCCGAAGGUGCUGCGAAAGACGGGCAAAAAACUGCGCUACCGCCGGCAACCGUGGUCAGCCCGUCGCUUUGAUUUCUUCGACUCCGGCGUAAUGGAGGGUUUGCAGCAUCGGUUGAUACGGCUUGGUACGAUCGCGAGCGGACAGGGUGGCGCAAUCACGUUCCGUGGAAUACAGCUUGGCCGUCGGCACGUACCCAGCGAAGGUACGGAAGUGCUCGUUCGAUGGUAUCCCGAAGAAAUCUUGCCGGACGAAUGGCUGCCGGAGCGGCCGGUAGGCGAGAAGUUUGUGAAGCAGGUCAACAUUCAUAGCCUCACGAUCGAGCAGCGGAACGAUCUGUCGGACUAUUUGAAGCACGAUCGGCUUAAUCCAACGGCAGCCGCCAUCGUGAACCCGUUCGCUGCACUGCACGAGCACGAGUUUGAGCCGGCACCCGCCGCCACCAGCGGCAGCAGCUCCAAUCUGAGCAGUAUCAGCAGCAACAGCAGCUGGAGUAACAACAGCUUCCCGAUGCCAACGGCCGUGGCCCCUUUCAACUGUCGCACCGCACCAAAGCAGCAGCGCAAGCGAUCGAAACCCUCUGCCAGCAACAGCAGCAACAGCAGCAGCAGCAGCAGCAGCAGUAGUUCGUCACAAUCAAUUACGUCCACCGGAUUUUCGUCGCUGUUUUCAACCUCGCUAGCAUCACUGUCGGGCGGUACAACAGGUAGCAACAGCAACACUGCCGUCUCAUCCUGUGGUAGCAGCAGCCGCGAAGAAGGAAGCUGCGGUGCAAUGCAACUGUCCUCCUCAUGCUCUUCUUCGACCAUCUCCUUUACCUCCUCGUCGGUUUCCUCUUCCACAACAUCAUCAUCAUCAUUAUCCGGUCAGGCGAAGACAGCAUCAUCCUGACCGUCGUCGUCGACUUCAGCGCAGAUGAAUACGAGGGCGCACGAUCGGAGCCGCAAGUUCCCCGUCCGUGCAUCAAACGAUCGUACUGAGGCGGUGGUACACACAGCACAAUCAGUCAGCAGCGGACAUAACCACCGGUCGUUGCAGGAGGAAGCUGAUCGAAAGCAGCAAGGAACAACAUCUCGCAGCGUUCGAAAUCGUAGCCGUCGUAGCACUAUUGCUGCGGGCAACAAUACAACAACCAAGCGGUAAGCCAGCCGCCAUCUGAACUGUAUUAUAAUUGCCGGGUUGUCCUCUCGAUAGAGGCACCAAUGUUUAAUAAGAGGGGCGGUAAAACGAGGGAGCUCCACUGAACGAUACAAUCCAUAACAAGAGCAAUUGCAACGUAAUAAGUAUAACCACAGAAUCAUAGGAGGCGUACGGUUUAGAGUGAAUUUAACAGCGCCAAACGCUAGCAUAUAGUACGCACGCUAAUGUGGGACUGAGCAGGCAGUACGGUUAAGAAAUUCCCCACCAAACACCACCACCACCCCUUUCCCCACGCGCACGCACAAUUUCGCCAUGGUGGUGUAUGGGACUUCUCUCUGGAAGGUGUGCGUCGUGAAAGGAUUAAUAUGUAGUUAUAAUUUUAACCAAUUUACUCUCUCCGUUUGGGGUAGGGGGUACGCAUUGUGGAUAUACAGAUUUAGUUUAAGAACAGCUAGAUAAUUGUCGUCAACGUCGUUUGUAAUGGUUUUUUUCCCCCCACUAUUUUAGUUUAUUUUGUCUCGAACGAUGGUUUAUACUCUUGGCCGGCGGCGCUCUACAACAGUGUUAGUACAACAGGGAGAGAGGGAAGUAGGGAUGCAUAGAGAGAGAGAGAGAGAGAGGGAGAGCGAGUGCAUAAAACCGACGGUGCACCGAUCAUGCACAAAUCAAACGAUUUUUUUUUUUUCUAAUGCGUUUUGAUUCAAAGUUCGGUGGUAGCCUAGCUAGCAGCAAUACACAACCAGCAUAGCACAAGCGGCGACCGGAGGCGGUGGUGUACAAACCGGAAGGAGGGGCUUUUGAACCGGACCUCUUUUUAUUAUUUCUUUAGAGUGAGGAACUUUUAAACGGUGUAGCCAUGGUGAAAAAGAAAAUCCCGGAAACAAAAUGCAUACUUCAAGCGCCUCGGGAGAGGAUAUGAGUCGUUUAACAAAAUUAUUUCACAAAUCCGUUGAUCUCAAAAAGUAGUACUGUGUGUAGUGUAUAGCGAGAAAGGGGAAGGCGAAAGCCGAAGGGGCGAACAGGCAACGUAACAUUAUGUGCUAGUGAUUUAAUGCCUAGGAUAAGCAACACGCUGUGACCGUACAGCGCGGCGACUCAGCGUCCUGUGUACCCCGCGGAUGAGCAUCGUACUCUCCUCCCGACCCUGUGAGCACUCCUAGAACCGCACCGGCAACCCACAAGAAGGCACACACGACACAGGACAGGGCGCAAAACAUAUAGAGUAAUCUAGCAAUACUUUCAAAAACAAAACAUUGCGAUGGUUAAAGACUGACAAAACGUAUUUUUACUAGCUUGUACAGGUAAAGGACGAACAGGCGAAUGGGGGUGUGUGUGUGUGUGGCGAAGGAAUUGCAAUAAUUGUGCAAGCCCACUUUAUCACUUUUAGCUGCGGGUGUGUGAAGGGUAUCCUGGGAUCCCCCUGGGAUCCCCCCCCCCCCACCCCGCACAUAGGCAGUAACAGCAGCAGGAUCAUGAGGAUAAUCGUUGCCUUUGCAAUAAUGGCCCACCACCAUGACAAACUAUGGAGGACAGAAUGUGAGUGGUGUUGCUGAUAAGAAUGCGAUCGGAAGGCAUUUAACAGGUUUCUUUCGAACAUCGCAAUAGUUAUAGCAGAAACCAACGUUUUUUUUUUUUUGGUUCCCGUUCCUAAACAUCUCUUACGUGGACACACUGUACAACCGUUGUCCGUAUUGUGCUCCUCUGUUUUGCUUAGGCUCAUUCUGACCUCUGAAUCUUGGGUGUCUUUUGAUGCUAAAUUUUUGAUCGAUCAUCGCACUUUCCUUUUUCUGCAGAAUCCUUCGUCUGCUUCCUUCCAAAACUAUUUUGGCUCUAGGGAACAAACCAUGUAACAAUUAAAAAGUAACCAUGUGUUUGCGUGGUAAAUGCGUGGCCUACUAAUUUAACGGCCCCCAGCAUGCAUUUACAGAACAAAAAAAGCUUAAUUCAUUAGCCUCGGUAUGAUAAAUUAUGUGAGGGGGGAAAAACUAGAAGAGAGAGAGAGAGAGAGAGAGAGCAAGUAGGAGAUAAGUGAAGUGCGCAAAGAAAUAUGAUCACUGCCAAAAACUAAUUCACAAACAACAAACAAACUAUAACCGCGCGUGUGUGUGUGUGGGGAGGGGGGGGGGGGGGGGGAGGGUGUAACACAAAAAUACUUGACUGAAUUAUAAAAAGGAAAACCUAAUUAUUAAAACGAAGAAGACAAAGCAACAAACAAAAUUAAAGAAGUGAGUGCUGUGUAUAGUAAACGAAAGGAAUGCAAGGGAAGGGAUCACCGAACAGAGGUCGAAAAACACGACGGGCAAUUGCAUUUAUCGAUAGCAACGACGGUGUGUGUGUGUGUGUGUGUGGAAUGAAUGCAGCUGAAUUUUCCGGAUCCGAUCGACAAAGUCUCGUUGGACAGCAGCAACCCAACCACACACCGACUUAACAUUCCGCCAAAAAUGUGACAACGGGGAGUGAGUUCACCUCAACCGAACGCUCCUACUAAUACGCCAAAAACUGCCAGCUUGAAGAAAACUCGAUUCGAAUGCGUGUGCACAAAACGACGCCUGUCUCGGGCAAUACUGCCACUGCCAUUUUUAAUACUGCUGCCCCCCUCCCCCAGAUACUUAUCCCUUUCGUUCGUUCGUUCGUUAGCCACUUUCGGGGUUACGUUUGCGUGUAUGUGUUUUUGAGCCUGUAAGUCGAAAGCGAUAGGAUAAAGUUAGUCAAGAACAAUUCCUCCCCCCCUUCGGUCGGUUGUUUAGGUUAUACAUUUUAAGGCGAGGCGAUUUGUCAAAGCGAAGGAAGCGAAACUUUACCGGAAAAGCCGUCCAUCGUGCGUGCGUGCGGCUUGUAGUCCUAGGUUUAGCUUAGAGUGGGGGGGGAGGCUAUCUGCUUCCCCCUGAAUGCGUAAUUUCCUGCGAAGGAACUUCCUGCCUAUUAGUUUGAUGUUUGAUGUGAUCCUGGAGAGGUUCUUUUUCGGAACUGGCUGAGCAAAGAAUAUUUCUUUAAAAAUUUACGUUUCGGACUGAUUUUUAUAAAAUAAUUUACCGUUUCGUCCUAGCGCUAGGAUUACGCGUGUCGUGUGCAUGUGCAUGUGUGUGUGUGUGUGUUUGUAUCGUUUUCGUGUCGCUUUUAAUAUCAUUUACGAGCGCGGCGCCAUAUCUCGAAAAAAAGAGUUAGUUUAUCAUGUCCUUUUCCCCUUAACUUGUGUCCUUACUCACCACGAUCGAACGCCUCUGCAGGUUCUUUUUAAUCGAUUCUCAACAGGAGGAGGAGCUUUCUGACUGUUCCGUGCUGGUAACGUCAUGCGAAUGGUACCGAACGAUCAAUCCACCAUGCACGCACACACACACGCACACAUAAGUAAUCAAUUCAAUCACUGCCCUCUUUUAACGGGAUUACCGCCAGGGUUGUAUUCGCUGCUCCCUUUCCCUUUGCCCACCCUGCCCCCCAUGACUGAUUGCGCCGUACCCAAUUCUGUCGACUGGCGCUCGGUUGUGGUUUUUGUAGUGAGAUUUCUUUUAGUUGAUAGUGUUUCAGUUUAGUAAAUUGCUGUGUUUCCUAAUAUAUUUUCGAUUCGGACACUCACAACAUCGGGCGCUCGACUGUUAGUGUGUAGCAUUAAAGCAAAGGGGCGCGUAUUGAUCUUCACGAAGGGGAGGGGUGCGUGUCAUUUCUGUGUCACACCGCUCCCCCCGGCUUAGGAGUAAGUGUAGUUUAGUGUAAAAUAUUUGUCCACCACCAUCGUGCGCGUGUUUUAGUAUAAUUUUUCGUCUUCGCUUACCGCAAUGUGUUUAUUUUUACUCUCUCCCUCCCUCUCUCUCUCUCUGUCGAUCGUACGAUCGUAAGCAUAUUUUAAAGUUUAUUAUUUUUAAUGUAGAAACAGUUGCGUUUAACUGCAAAUAGCGCUAGUGGUUAGCUAACAAACAAACGAGCAGUUGAACGACGAAUGUCUCGAUGCUGUGUCGAACGAACGGCACGGGCUAGCGUUAGGUUUAUACGAGUGUAAGCAAAUGAAUGUCUCCUCCGGGAUGCUUUUUCCCGCGCUAGUGUUAACAACCAACCCAUACCACCUAGUACUACUACUACUACUACUACUGCCCCGACCCUGCCGUAGGUCUUGUUGAUCGCGCGCGCGUUUUAUUUGUAACGAUCAAUACAGGACGGUGGGGAGGAUCACGUGCAGAGAGAGGGAGCACUUAACUUUUUUUUGUUGCGAAAAGAAAAGAAAAGCAAAGCAUCUUGAAUUGAA
Anopheles stephensi (Asian malaria mosquito) is the source of this 12475-nucleotide messenger RNA. It is a transcript of the gene jing, whose product is annotated as zinc finger protein jing homolog. The transcript has 6 exons. Bases 1873 to 7989 code for a protein of 2038 amino acids. The record is from RefSeq and is a predicted model, not a curated record. Lineage: Eukaryota; Metazoa; Arthropoda; Insecta; Diptera; Culicidae. Gene Ontology annotation, cellular component: ESC/E(Z) complex. Gene Ontology annotation, biological process: regulation of transcription by RNA polymerase II.